Messenger RNA from Annulohypoxylon truncatum, 2267 nucleotides. Its product is annotated as phosphoglycerate mutase-like protein. Lineage: Eukaryota; Fungi; Ascomycota; Sordariomycetes; Xylariales; Hypoxylaceae. The coding region runs from base 559 to 2064 and encodes 501 amino acids. Gene Ontology annotation, cellular component: fungal-type cell wall. The transcript has 4 exons. The record is from RefSeq and is a predicted model, not a curated record. Gene Ontology annotation, molecular function: acid phosphatase activity.
UACAGCGGUACCAGAUCUUAAACUUGACGGAUUCUUCAAGAUUCGACGCCUACCGGCGACUUCCAUUCGUUAUCCAUUUCACCAACCACGUGGAGCUCAAGUUGACAAAGUCUAGCGCUACCUCAUCUGCUCACCUUUAUAUCCAAUACGACUUUGGUAGGCGAACAUGCAUAAGCAUUCAUGGAGCAUCGAACCCGAAUUGGCAGUUCAAUCUCCGAUUAGCCUCGUCACCAGCUUUAGAACUGCCAACCCGCACAAACCAGAAAGCGUCUGUUUAGCACGUGCUAGUUAGACUGACACCAACAUCUUGCUCUCCAAGGGCACUAGUUACAAUGUGCGGCUGCUCAUUGAUCAGCUUAAAAAUGUCUAGAUUUGGAAGAGCAGGGUUGAACCAGUUUUACGAGGAGGGAGAUAUAUUGAGAGCAUGGUGUAUAUAUCCAUGGUUCGCAACUUCAGUCUUCGGUUUCGUAGAUGACUUUCUCUUUUUGUGCUAUCUGCGUCGCGCGUCGACGACUGUCAAGAAGAUCUAGCCUGUCUUCUGUUUAGAAAGCCGGCGCCAUGCGUAUCUCACAGCCUUUCGUUCUCUCUUUGGCAAGCAGGGGUGUCCAAGCGAGCGUACCACAAUAUCUUGCACCGACUCAGGAUAUCAACUUUCCCUCAAGCAAGACCGCGACUAAUCCCCUCCAAUGGGUGGGCGCCAACGGACCAUGGUAUGCUGGUCCCAACGUCUUCGAAAUCUCACCCGAGGUCCCUGAUAACUGCUAUGUCGAUAAGGCUGCCUAUGUCUCAAGACAUGGCUCGAGAUAUCCAGAUCAAAGUGCUUACAAUGGGUGGGUAGAUAUGUAUGAAAGGUUACAAUCCCCUAACUACACUGCACAUGGAAGCCUUUCGUUCCUAUCAAGUUGGCAACCUGUUCUUACGAACCCAACGGCCCAGAUUGCCAUGGAGAACCCUACUGGCGCAAAGGAGGCCUAUGAUUUUGGCUACACGCUUCGAACAAGAUACCCGGACCUUUACCAGGAUGGUGACCAAUUCCUAGUAUGGGCUAAUAAUUAUACUCGGGUUCUCCAAACAGCAUCGAUGUUUGUUCGGGGAUUCUUAGGCUACUCCGCUUCCCAGAGUGGAAGUAUCGUCUCAGUAACAUCUAAAGGCUUCGCGGCUGGCGUUGGGGACUCGCUUGCUCCUUCGGAUAUGUGCCCAAACUUCAGUGACUCAGAGGGUGGAAACAAUAAAACGGUUUGGGAUAGCAUUUGGGUCCCGCCUGUUCAAAAGCGUCUACAAAAGCUGAUCCAAGGAAACCUGACCUUAACCACCAAUGACGUGACCCAAAUCCCCUAUCUGUGUGGCUUCGAGAGCCACAUCACUGGUCGACUUUCGCCGUGGUGCGGUGUAUUCACCGAUGAAGAAUUAAGACAGUAUGAAUAUUCUAACGAUCUUCGUUACUACUACGGAGUUGGACCAGGCACGGACCUUCCCAAGAAGAUGAUGACGCCUUUCUUAAAUGCUCUUGUUGGCCUUCUGCAGAAUGGGUCAGUUAACGGCACCAAGGCUGAUGGGUCGACGUUCGCGGUUCCCAAACUUCUGAUGUCGUUCUUGAACGACGGCCAGUUAACUGAACUGGUCACCGCAAGUGGCGUUUUCGACGCACAGGCUCCGUUAUCUGCCACGAAGAAGGACGAUAACAGACUCUGGGUUGGAUCACGAUAUGUUUCUAUGAGAGGAACCGUCGCUUUCGAACGAUUGAACUGUGCUGUGAAAUAUAACGGUAACCCGGGUUACUCUUCAAAUUUGUCAACAUCUGGGCAUACAUCAACCAACGAAACGUACGUCCGCAUCCGGUUAAACGACGCGGUUUAUCCCAUUCCAUCUUGCAAGAGCGGUCCUGGUUCAUCUUGCAAGCUAAGCGACUACGCUAGCUACGUCUCGAAGAAGUAUGCUGCCGAAGGAAACUGGAUUAAGAACUGCAAUGUCACGGUUACCAAGGAUACGCCGACGACAGUGAAGGGCGCCAGUUUCUAUACGGAUUUGAGCAAGCCUUGGGUUCAGCAGAUUGCCGUUUACUAAAGUGUAUAACAUAUGAGUAUUACUUAGAGAUUUUUACAACAUAUAAUGUAGUCGGUAAUAACAGAUAUCAAUAAUUAGAGGGGGUUGUGAUAAUGGAGGCAUCAAGGUACUUAGGUACUUAGUGAAGAUGCCGUCAUGGGCUUGCCUAAUUAAUCCCUGACGACAGGGGCUAAUAAUACAGUGCGAAACUUAAAACAAUUACA